CGUAGUUGCGCAUUAUUGUUGCUAAUUUAUCCCCGCACAUAUAAAAAUAAUGUAGUCAUCUUUUCCACCUUACGAGCCCUCCUAGUAGCCUUGGGUAAUAACUGCUGGUGUUUUAACCUUACACAGAACAUAAUUCUUGAUUGACAAUCCGGUUACAAAAAGACAGCAGCUGUUUCAUUCAAAGGCACACAAUGGUUGAGUCACGACAACCUCAUUUUGAAACUCUUCAGCUUCAUGCUGGCCAGGAGCCUGACCCGACGACCAACGCUCGCGCUGUGCCUAUAUAUGCGACCACGUCUUACACAUUUAAUGAUUCUGCACAUGGCGCCAGGCUUUUCGGCCUCAAAGAGUUUGGCAAUAUCUAUAGCCGUAUCAUGAACCCCACAGUCGAUGUCUUUGAGAAGCGUAUUGCAGCUCUCGAAGGUGGUGUUGCAGCGGUAGCAGCCUCUUCUGGCCAAGCGGCUCAGUUCAUGGCAAUCUCAGCACUUGCGCAUGCAGGUGACAAUAUCGUCUCGACCAGUAACUUGUACGGAGGCACCUACAACCAGUUCAAAGUUUUCUUCCCCCGGCUAGGGAUCACGACCAAAUUUGUCCAAGGAGACAAGCCAGAGGAUAUCGGUGCGGCAAUUGAUGACCGCACUAAGGCCGUUUAUGUCGAGACGAUUGGAAACCCUCGAUAUAAUGUGCCUAACUUUGAGGCUAUCGCUAAUGCUGCCCAUGAGAAAGGUGUGCCUUUAGUAGUUGACAACACUUUCGGGGCCGGUGGUUACUACUGCCGUCCUAUCGAACAUGGUGCCGAUAUUGUCGUUCACAGUGCAACUAAAUGGAUUGGUGGCCACGGAACCACUAUUGGUGGUGUCGUGAUAGAUAGCGGCAAAUUCGAUUGGGGUAAACAUGGUGCCCGAUUUCCGCAGUUUGUGGAGCCAUCCGAAGGUUACCACGGUCUGAAGUUCUGGGAGACCUUCGGGAAUUUGGCGUUCGCAAUCCGUGUCCGCGUUGAAAUCCUUCGGGAUCUCGGGUCAGCAUUGAAUCCAUUUGCUGCACAACAGCUAAUCCUUGGUCUGGAGACUCUUAGCUUACGUGCUGAACGGCAUGCAAGUAAUGCAUUGGCUCUGGCACGCUGGCUACGUACAAACGACAAUGUGAGUUGGGUUUCGUAUCCCGGGCUAGAGGAUCAUCCCUGCCAUGAGACUGCCAAGCGCUAUCUGAAGCGCGGCUAUGGCGGUGUCUUAUCAUUCGGUGUCAAGGGAGGCGCUGCUGCUGGAAGCCAGAUCGUCGACGGGUUCAAGUUGAUUAGCAAUCUAGCUAAUGUCGGAGAUUCCAAAACGCUUGCAAUCCAUCCUUGGUCUACGACACAUGAGCAACUGACCGAGCAAGAACGGCUUGAAUCUGGUGUUACUGAGGAUGCCAUCCGCAUUUCCGUCGGUACUGAGCACAUUGACGAUAUCAUUGCCGACUUCGAACAGUCAUUCGAAACUUCCAGUGCCGCACGUGCCUAAUAGGGAGUUACAAUGAGGAGAUAGUCAAGCAAUAGCCUGUCUGGACCUGUUAUCGGAAGCUGUUGAGGUAAUUUGGCGACAUCAGAGCACUUUGAGAAUCGAACUGGAGUGUAUAGGUAAAGUUCUCUAAAAGAAUAAAAACAAGAACGAGUCAAAUUAUCAUGGA
Aspergillus caelatus is the source of this 1665-nucleotide messenger RNA. RefSeq names its product O-acetylhomoserine aminocarboxypropyltransferase/cysteine synthase family protein. Gene Ontology annotation, molecular function: pyridoxal phosphate binding; transferase activity, transferring alkyl or aryl (other than methyl) groups. The transcript has 6 exons. The record is from RefSeq and is a predicted model, not a curated record. NCBI's taxonomy places the organism in Eukaryota, Fungi, Ascomycota, Eurotiomycetes, Eurotiales, Aspergillaceae. The coding region runs from base 192 to 1499 and encodes 435 amino acids. Gene Ontology annotation, biological process: transsulfuration.